Penicillium soppii is the source of this 2013-nucleotide messenger RNA. Its product is annotated as alpha,alpha-trehalase. Gene Ontology annotation, cellular component: cytoplasm. The record is from RefSeq and is a predicted model, not a curated record. The coding region runs from base 1 to 2013 and encodes 670 amino acids. Gene Ontology annotation, molecular function: calcium ion binding; alpha,alpha-trehalase activity. Gene Ontology annotation, biological process: trehalose catabolic process. Lineage: Eukaryota; Fungi; Ascomycota; Eurotiomycetes; Eurotiales; Aspergillaceae. The transcript is spliced from 4 exons.
AUGAGCAAAGACAGGGGAGACGGUAUUCUGUCCAUGGUCCUUAUCGCGGAGCCGACGGUCCCCAGAGAGAGCAUCAAGCAGAGAAAAUUGGCGGGCGAUGUCGAAGUAGAAGUGCUCCGCUCAAUAGAAAUAGCCUUGUGGAACCCGAAAAAGUUUCUCGUUCCCAUACAGGAAACAUUACAGAACCUUCUACAGCAAGAGGAUACGGAUAAAGAUUGCAAGAUUACUGUGGAGGACAAAGGUCCCAAGGUUAUGUUUCUCGGAUCUGUCACAUCAAGCGGAUUCCGUCGUUACGAGCUACGAGGGACGUAUCCUCUGUCAAACCUUUUGCAAGAAUUGACCCUGCUGGCAAAUUCUGCAAGGUCUUUUACAGUUUUAGAUACCAGAUCUUUGCAUGAAAAUCCCGUCGCGAGACUAUCGAGACUCAUUCAAACUUGUUUCUGGAAUAACCUUACUCGGCGUAUCGAUACCUCCAACAUAUCUCAGGUGGCACGAGACCCCAAAGAUUGGACACGAAAGCCCCAAGGGCGAUUGUACAUUCCACGGGGCGCACCUGAGCAAUUCCAAUACUAUUCACACUUCUCCCAGAAACACCCGGAAGCUGAUCUGGAUGUAAUUUUUCUACCUGAAAAAAUCACGCCAGAAUAUGUGCGCAACCUCAAUGACGCCCCAGGGCUACUUGCUUUAGCAGUUGAGAGAUUCGUCAAUCCCGCAACAAACCAGGAGGAAUUUCGUGGGCUUCCUUUCCUUGUUCCAGGUGCUCGGUUCAACGAACUUUACGGUUGGGACAGUUAUUUCAUCGUUUUGGGCCUACUUCGUAGUGGUCGACAAGACCUUGCUCGAUCUACCAUCCUGAAUUUCUGUUUCUGCAUUGAACACUACGGAAAGAUUUUCAAUGCGAACCGAACCUACUACCUGGGCCGUUCACAGCCACCCUUUUUGACGGACAUGGUUCUGAAGACAUACGAGAUGAUCAAGCAUGAAUCAGGAGCCCUUGACCUUUUGCGUACGGCUACUUUGUCCGCUAUUAAGGAGUAUAAUACCGUUUGGACCGCCAGUCCUCGGCUUGAUCCAAUCACUGGCUUAUCUCGGUACCAGGCAGAGGGCCUCGGUGUGCCCCCAGAAACUGAAAAGUCGCACUUUGCCAACUUGCUACAACCAUAUGCCGACAAAUACCAGCUCUCGAUGGAAGAUUUCAUACAUGCCUAUAACUACGGUGAGAUUGUUGAGCCGGCUUUGGACGAGUACUUCCUGCAUGAUCGUUCCUUGCGCGAGUCUGGACACGAUACUACUUAUCGUUUGGAAGACGUCUGCGCGGACCUGGUCACUGUAGACCUCAACUCACUUCUCUACAAAUAUGAGGUGGAUAUUUCCUUCAUAAUUCGCACAUACUUUGCGGAUGAGCUCCCAAUUUCUGCUCAGUCCGCUUCCAUACUAGGCACUGUUGAAUCUUCGGCAACAUGGGAUCGCCGCGCAAGUUUCCGGAAGAUGCAGAUGGACAAGUAUUUGUGGAAUGAGGAUAAGGCGAUAUUCUUAGAUUACAACGUCAAGACUGGUCAGCAGAUGCCUUACGAAAGUGUGACAACCCUGUGGCCUCUCUGGGCACAGUCAGCAAGUCCUCGACAAGCAGCCUUAGUGGUCGAGAAAACGCUGUGCAAAUUUGAGAAUCACGGAGGCUUGGCAGCUUGCACAGAGGCUUCGCGUGGUCAAAUUACUCUAGAUCGCCCGAAUCGUCAAUGGGAUUAUCCUUAUGGAUGGGCCCCCCAUCAAAUCAUGGCUUGGACCGGCCUGAUCAACUACGGCUACAAUGACCAGGCGCAGCGCUUAGCCUACAAAUGGUUGUUCAUGAUGACGAAAGCUUUUGUUGAGUUUAACGGCGUUGUCGUUGAGAAAUAUGACGUUACUCAGCCGACCGGUCCUCAUAAGGUGGACGCAGAGUAUGGCAAUCAAGGGGCUGAUUUCCGUGGUGUUUCACGCGAAGGGUAUGUCUCCUUUACGACUCUUGCAAUUUAG